Molecule: messenger RNA, 573 nt
Organism: Phyllotreta striolata
Lineage: Eukaryota; Metazoa; Arthropoda; Insecta; Coleoptera; Chrysomelidae
Source: the annotation of a GenBank genome assembly
AUGGCUUACGAAUUAUCAACGUUGACCGGUACACAAGUGAUGCUGUUGGUAGCAUCGGAAACGGGCCACGUUUACACGUUCGCUACUAGAAAAUUACAACCGAUGAUCACCAGCGAAGCAGGCAAGGCGUUGAUCCAGACGUGCCUGAAUUCGCCGGACCCGCCGGCCGGUUCGGCGGGCGGCGAUCAACGGAUGUCCGCCACCGGCUUCGAGGAGACGGAGCUGACCUACAACAUCUCCGACGACGAUUCCAAAGUAAGGCAAAUGGUGUACGGUUCGCCCCACACGCACUCGCCGCACCCGCACCCCCAUUCGCUCGCCGCCCAAGGGCACUAUUCCCAUUUGGAACAGACCCAUUUGGGUUUGGGCGGUUCGCCGCAGCACGGCGGGUACGCGCAGGCGUGUCCGAGUCCGUUGCCGCCGCCCCAUCAGGGCUACGGGCAUCCGCAGCAUCCCCAUUCGCACAUGCACAACCAUCCCCAACGGUAGGGUGGCCUGGCCGGGGCUAUUAUUAUUAUUAUUUUUUUUUUAUUAGACUCAUUUCAUUAGGUACGAUUUUUUUUUAUAUUAUAU